UUAUUUUCACUUCAAAUCCUUCACCCAAUCAAAUUAAUUGACUUUUUUCUUUUGAUUACUUUUUUUCUCUCGUGCGCGGGCACAUGACUGUGCAUGUGAUUCUGUAUCAUGUGAUGCACCAAAAAAAUUUUCAAAUGGAUGAUUUAGGAAUAGUAGAAAGUUAAUUCGAGCAACAGCUUAUAAUGAUAAAUUUAUUCAAAUUUUAUAAUCGAUAUUCACUAUAUACAUUGGGGACUAUUUUAGGUUAUUAUUAAUACUUAUUCAUAAUUAAUACCAUAGAUUAAUAAUAGAAUAUAUAAAAAUGAGUAGAGCAUUCACAAUCACUACUGUAGUUCUUGCUACUGCCAUUGUUGGAUAUGUAGGAUACUUUGAUUAUCAAAGAAGAAAUUCACCAGAAUUCAGAAAGAGUUUGAAAAAGAGAGCUGUUGCUCAAAAGAAGAAAUCUGAAAAAUUGGCUGAAGAAUCAAGACAAACUAAAGUUGAAGCAGUUAAGAAAGCACUUUUAGAAGAAUUAGCAUCUAAUCCAAUUCCAACUGCAUUAGAUGAAAAGGAAUCAUUCUUUAUGCAACAAGUUGCUUUAGGUGAGCAAUUGGCUACCAAAGAAUCUACUAAGAUUGAAGCAGCUGUUUGUUUCUAUAAGGCUUUAGCAGUAUAUCCAAAUCCAACUGAUAUCUUAGGUGUUUAUCAAAGAUCUGUUCCAGAAGAUGUAUACGAACUUGUUGUAAUGAUGAUUUCUGUUAAUCCUCCAGCUUCAGUAGCAAAUAUUUUAGGAUCUGGUUUCCCAGAAACUAAGGCAUCUGAAGAAGAUUUAGAUUAAAUUCUUCAAUAUUUACGAAAUGUUUAACUUAAUUUUUUUUAACGUUAUCACCAUAUUGUUACGACUGAAACUUUAACAAAUUCAUAACAAACAUUUACUGCUAGGACAUUGCUGUAAUUCAUUCUAACGUCUAUGUACAUGUAUAUACCAUCUUUAAUUUUUUAUUUAUGCAUUUUAUGCAUGCUAUGCUAAAUAAAAAGUUUCUAUAUUUAGAGAGUCCCCUUAAAUAAAUAUCUAUAUCUAUUUAUAAUGUACCUAAAUUUCUUUCGAUCUAAGCCGCAUCAGGAACCACUUGAUGGA
Molecule: messenger RNA, 1117 nt
Organism: Scheffersomyces amazonensis
Lineage: Eukaryota; Fungi; Ascomycota; Pichiomycetes; Serinales; Debaryomycetaceae
Gene: TOM20
Product: Tom20p
Exons: 1
Coding region: 302-817 (171 amino acids)
Biological process (GO): tRNA import into mitochondrion; intracellular protein transport; protein import into mitochondrial matrix
Cellular component (GO): mitochondrial outer membrane translocase complex; mitochondrial outer membrane
Molecular function (GO): transmembrane protein transporter activity
Source: RefSeq, a predicted model, not a curated record